This is a messenger RNA of Lolium perenne, 1347 nucleotides long. RefSeq lists its product as uncharacterized. Lineage: Eukaryota; Viridiplantae; Streptophyta; Magnoliopsida; Poales; Poaceae. Gene Ontology annotation, molecular function: protein binding. The record is from RefSeq and is a predicted model, not a curated record.
AAAAUCCCUCCACAAAAACACCGAUCCCGCGACGCGUGCCCGAUCAAUCCCCCUCGCCAUGAGCCCGCCGCCAUUCGACCACGGCUCGCCGCCGGCGCUGGUCGACGACGCCAUGCGCGAGAUCUUCCUGCGCAUCCCGCCGGACGACCCGGCGUCCCUCGCCCGCGCCUCCGCCGUGUGCACGGCCUGGCGCGGCAUCAUCUCCGACGCCGAUUUCGGCCGCGAGUACCGCGCGUUCCACGGAGCGCCGCCCGUCCUGGGCUUCCUCUACAGCUAUUCGUACUUCUGGCCCUCCCAGUUCAUCUCCACAACCGCGUCCUUCCGCUCGCCUGCCUGCCACGAUCGCCACAACUGGUACGCCCUCGACUCCCGGCACGGCCUCGUCCUGUUCCAAACCCACCGUGGCGGCGAGGAGAUCGGGGAUUUCGCUGUCUGCGACCUCGUCACCCACGACCAGUGGAGUGUUUCUGCUCACGCCGGCCCCGAGUGGUCGGAUAUCAACAACUACUGGUGGAAAGCCACAGUGCUCUGCGGCAGGGUCGGCCAGUGCGACCACCGCGACUGCAGUGAGGGCGCUUUCCUCCUCGCCUUGGUGGGAGCUAAAGACACGGAGGUCUUCGCCUCCGUCUACUCAUCCGAGGCUGGUGAGUGGAGCGCCACCAUCUUCACUGAGAUGCGGAUUUCCCACAUGCUGAUGAACCACUCGGAGCAGUGGCACAGUGCCCUUGUUGGAAAUAAGGUCUAUCUCCCUUAUGAUAACACAGACCUGGUAGUGGAGUACGAUGUGGGUGCGCAAGAACUAGCGAUGAUCAAGGUGCCACUCGUUUGGACUGCCCUCGUCGGGGAGAAGGACGGCAUGCUUCUGUACGCGUCCGUCCAGGAGUCUGAACUUUGCCUAUGGUCGGUGGAGCCUGGUCCUAAUGGUGCCGCACGUCGCAGGGUCAUCGACCUAGACCCGUUGCUCCCUAGUUUUGCCCUCUCUUCCUUCGUGGAGGUGGUUGGAUUCGCAGAAGGUGCUGGUGCCAUCUUCCUGAGAACCGAUUUCGGGCUGUUCACAGUCGAGCUCAGUUCAAGCCGAAGCAACAAGGUUCACGAGGAUAUAUUCGACGAUAGAAUCAUGCUCUACGAGAGCUUCUACACUGGAGGGCAUGGUGAGCGUGGCAGGCGCGCACUUGUUGGUGCUACAAGGCGAUGGGCUGGUCUACUUUGGCUAUACGGGGAGAAUUUGUAGUGAACUUCGUUGUACUGUGUGUGUUGCUGGUUUAGUUUGACAGUUUGGUCAGGCUGGAUGCACCUUUGCAGUAUCUGUGUCCCGUUUGGCAAAAUUAUGAACUCGUUUGAGUUUUA